Molecule: messenger RNA, 2986 nt
Organism: Seriola aureovittata
Lineage: Eukaryota; Metazoa; Chordata; Actinopteri; Carangiformes; Carangidae
Product: synaptonemal complex protein 2-like
Exons: 24
Coding region: 357-2477 (706 amino acids)
Source: RefSeq, a predicted model, not a curated record
UACAUAGAAUGACAGAAAUAAAUUUCCUGCUGUUUGAAGAAGUUAAAAUAACGCUGAUAUCCUUCCGCCGCUGUAGGGACUAUAUUCUCUUUCCGCUGCUGCAGCGCUGCAUCGACGCCCUGAUGAGUUAAUUGGCGACAGCUGUGCGCGUUCCCGACACACCUACAGCAGAAGAGGAGACACGAUGGUAAACAAAGCGGGUUGUUUUCGUGUUUUCAGUUAAACUCCGUUUGUCCGGAUCGCACGAGACGUUCACUGGUUUAUAUCCUCUUCGUUAAAUCGACUUUUUUACCAGAAAACAACAAACAAACUUUUUCUGCUGAAUUCUUUCUCCGGGAAACAACUUUCAGGUCCAGAUGGAGGACUGUCUACUCCGUGGAGACUCGUCUCGUCUGGUUUCUGUGCUCCAGUAUGAAGGACUGACCAGUACCACCCUCACCAAGCUUGACCAACUGGUUACCAAGAGUCUGUGUGGAUCCGGUUUCAGCAGAGUCCUGGUUGUGUUGAAGUCUUUAGAGAGUGUGUCUGAGAACAGAGAUGACCUGCAGACGCUGCUGGACCACGGCCUGACUGCAAAGGUGGUGUUGUGGUUUGAAGCUGUGCGUAACCUGCUGACCUCUGACCUCAAUAAAAGCUCCGCCCCCCUCCUAAGCCUGACUGAGGAGUUCUACGACUACUUCCUGCUGCUGGGUCAGGCCUCUCUACCAGUCAGCCAGCUGUCUGUGGUUCUUCUUCACUUGGCUCAGUUCUCUCUGGAACCAGAGAUCCACUUUCCACUGCGACUGGAGGCCAUCAGAACUUUUAACAGCGUCCUGGAGUCUCUGAGCCGAGAGCAGCGGAGACUGAUCCAGAACGACCUGAACCAGAACCACAUACUAUCACAGGUGGCAGAGGUGGUCCUGACAGUUGGAGACUACGAGCUACAGGUCAGCCUAUCAGAGGCUCUGUGUCGUUUGACACCCAGGAGGGACCGACAACAGAGAGCCAAUCAGUGGUUCUCCAUCUGUGACAUCAGCAAGGCUUUCUGUGACAUCAGAGAUGGAGACUUUGAGGUGGACUGCAGACGUUUCCUUAACUUUGUUAACUGUUACCGUGGCAACCAGAGAAGGGUCUACACCUUCCCCUGUCUCAGAGUGUUUCUGGACUCCACUGAGGUAAAACAUUUCACCUGUUACAUAAAAAUCACAAGUCACUUGACCACCUCAUGUUUUCUUCUUCUGCAGCUGUUUCGACCAAAAGACGAUAAACUGGACGAGUUCUGGAUCGAUUUUAACAUCGGCUCACAGUGUGUGAGCUUCUUCAUCGAUGACCCUCAGGGCUUCCUGUGGGGAUCCAUCCACCUGCUCAGAGAGGACAUUGAUCACUACAGUCUCCAGGUCAAACACGACGGAUGCACUGGAGCAGAGAUGGUCCUCAGCAUCCGCCUGAACAAUCCCAUCAUGCACCAUAAUAGCACAGGUCAGACAGUGGAGCUGAGCUUCAACUGUGAACAUCAGAGAGAGCUGGAGGAGGCUGCUGGGAGAGUCUUCAUGAAAGUGGAGAGCUCCCCCUGUGUUAAAGACACAGGUGGUACAGUCCAGCCCCCCCCUUCUGCAAACAGACAGGAUGGUAGAUCCUACAGCAGGAAGAAACCACAGGUGAAAAGUCACCUGAAGAUUCUGCCUCUGUCAUCUCCAAGCAGUGAGGAGGACUGCUCUGUGACACAGAAUCCAGGAAGAAGCCAAGCGGAGUUUCUGUUUGAUCGCAUCAGAAACUCGUCCCCCACCUACGACUCAGAUGUUCUUGUGGGGGCAGAGCUGGAGAUCUCACACGAACACACAGAGGAAUUUGGAGGAAGCAGCUCUUCUUUACAACAGGAAGUCUUCAGCAGUGGCAGGAAGAGAGCUUCAGACUCAGGCUACCUGUCAAGCCAAACUGAGGGUACAUCAGCUCAUAAGAGGAAGGUGGAGCCUCAGCCAGAGGGGGAGGAGUCUAACUCUGCCAUGACAGACUGCUCACCUGAGGGAGCAGGGCCAUCUGCAGAAGAGGAGGGGCUAAUCUGCAAAGGGGCGAGGUCAUAUGUAAAGGGUGAGGAGCCUGUGAAUGAGCUGGCGACGGAGCCAGAGUCAGACCUGACUUCAGGCAUCACAGCUGCCUUCAAAACCUUCAAAACACAACUAGAAGAGCACUUCACCGGCUGCUGGAAGAAGGUUGAGAACGAGGUUCUUCUGUCUCUGAAAGACUGUCAACAACACAUUUCAACGCUGCUCACAGCUGUCCAUCAACACAGGUUAUUGCUGCUGCAGAGGUUUGAGAGCAGCGUCACUGAUCAGCUGAUCCAACUAGAUGAAACCUCAACAAACCUGAACUCCACCAACACACAGAUUCUGAGUUUUUUCCAGUCUGAGAUCCAGAGACUGGGCUCCUUCUGUGACGAACACCUGCAGAGGUUGAAAUGUUUGGAGAAGGGAGAGUCUGAGGAUCCGUCCAGCCAAUGACAGAGAGAAGAGCAGGAAGAGACUUACAGAUGUUAAAAGAUCAGAUUUGUGAUCCCGUUUCAGUCGGACCAAGUCCAUGUCCGUAAGAGCAGAAAAUACUGAUCAGAUUCAGAACAGGACAAAAAAAAAAAACACAGCUGUUAUCGUUAACACUGUAACACACCAAACUUCAUUCAAAUGUCACUGGAUUUUGUGUUCUCAUGUUUCCACUUGAGUUAAAGGAUAAGAAAUGUUUCUAGACCAAACAAAUAAAGACAAACAAAAGAAAAAGUCAGUGAAUUCAGUUUUUUCGUUGCAUCAGCAGGUUACCAUGGUGACAGUUGGCUUACUGUGAGAGGGUGCAGCCUUAUGAGGUUAAUUAACAGAGGAGUUAACUAACUUUACCAAACCAUCCUGUUGUUCUUUGUACAUAAAGUUUUUCUCUUGUAAAACUGAAAAAUGCUGUUUUAAAACACUCCUGAUAAAACCUAAACCUCACCUUUAAAUAAAUCUCAUGCAGUAUCUUCUUC